Molecule: messenger RNA, 2117 nt
Organism: Oryzias melastigma (Indian medaka)
Lineage: Eukaryota; Metazoa; Chordata; Actinopteri; Beloniformes; Adrianichthyidae
Gene: pafah1b2
Product: platelet-activating factor acetylhydrolase 1b, catalytic subunit 2
Exons: 6
Coding region: 260-949 (229 amino acids)
Source: RefSeq, a predicted model, not a curated record
CUAGCUCAGGGAAAAGAAAACACAGGUGAUUUGCGACAUUUGCUGUUUAGCGUCUUCUAGCGGUACAUGGUGUUUCUCCAUCCACAGUCGUUUUCCUCCUCGUAGACACUAGUCAAUAGUUUGCUGUUUUCACCCAUUUUCCUGCCUCACAUUAAUUUAACCAACAGUGACGAGCUUCGCCCUCCUCUUCCUCCUCCUCCUCCUGCAGCGGUGGAGUCAAAGAGUUAGCGGCUAGCCGGGAAAGCGUCACCCCAGCAGGAUGAGCGGUGAUGAGGUGAACCCCGCGGCGGUGGCUCAGCCUGUGGAGGAUGUGCAGGGAGAUGGACGGUGGCUGUCACAGCACACAAGGUUUGUGCAGGAGUGCAAAGACGGUGAACCCGAUGUGCUUUUUAUUGGGGAUUCUAUGGUGCAAUUAAUGCAGCAGCAUGAGGUCUGGAGGGAGGUGUUCUCUCCUCUUCACUCUCUCAACUUUGGGAUAGGUGGAGACACCACCUGUAAUGUUUUGUGGAGGCUGCAGAACGGAGAGCUGGAGAACAUACGGCCAAAGGUGGUGGUUUUGUGGGUAGGAACCAACAACCACGAACACACGGCAGAACAAGUUGCAGGGGGAAUUCUCGCCAUCGCACAAAUGCUCACCACCCGCCUCCCCAAGGCAAAGAUAGUUGUAUUGUCGUUGUUGCCUCGAGGGGAGCGUCCCAACCUGCUGAGGGAGAAAAACGCCACCGUCAACGGGCUGGUGCGCUCCUGGUUGCCUCGGCUGCGCCAGGCCCAGUUCCUGGACGUGAGCAGGGAAUUCGUCCACUCGGACGGAACCAUCAGCCCGCAAGACAUGUUCGACUACCUCCACCUGACGGCCGCGGGCUACCGCACCAUUUCCAAGCCGCUCAGCGAGCUGCUGCUUCAGAUCCUGGAGGAGACGCCAGAGGAGAGGCGAGCGUCGCUGGUCUGAAGGCUGCAGCCACGGGCCGCGUUCACCCAGAACCAUGUUGUCCCGCCACCGGUGGGGAAGCAUGCUCCUGGAAGAGAAAGAGGCCUCAAGUCGGGGAGAAAGACUUCUACAGAUGUAGACACUACGCUUUCAGCUGUAAUCUCUGUUGCAUAAAAGGAUUCCCCAACAUGAGGCAUCUCGUACUGUAGUCACAACUGCAACAAUAUGAUGAGGUAAUGUCACCCUUUGUCGCUUGUGUCGUUUAAAACUCGCCAUUCCUUUUUGUGAAGAGAGCGUAGCUUUAAGUUGGGUGUGUCGGGCUCCCAAAGCAAGUCGUGAUGCAGACUAUCAUCCUUUUAGGACCUUUUUAAAAUCUUAACAAUCAUAGACGAAUCAAAACUGAGCUGAGACUCUCUGCAUGUUUGAGACCAGCUGUGGUCUUUGGUGGAGCUUCAUGAUGUUCUGUCACGUUGCUCAAUAAUCUCCUGGUCUUCCACAAACCUCCAGCAAAGCUUCAUCUUCAUUAUGCAAGAGUAUUUAUUUGCUUCUAGCUUAUUUAAUUCCAUCAAGUGAGAUUUAAAAAAAAAAAAAAAGUCCUGCUAGUUUUCAAAGAAAACCUAAAGAAAUCCGAAGAGUUGUCCAGCUUCCUUAAUAAUCUUAUAAUCCCUCUGAGUACAGUUGGAUGCGGGGCCUGUGACGGCCUCUCCCAGCAUCUAAUUCCUUAUCCGUGUGAACGUUCAUAGUCUGAUUCCACUUUCUGGUCUCACGUUUCUUGUCUUCACUUGUCUCCACAGCUCUUAUCGCUGUUUUAUUUGCAAAUUGCACCUACAAAUCUUUGACUCUACCCAGUAUAGUUACAAUUUGAAGGAUAAAUCGCACACUAAGCUAUACUUAAUAUGAAGUCAUCUCAGCUUGGUGGAAGUGCAGCUGUUCAUGCCUCACUUCUGCUGUUAAACAUCCAACAUUGCUGCUGUCUGCUUCACAUUUGAUGCAUUAAAUAUAAAUAGUGUGUUCGUGCGUGUGUGCCUUAAGUGUUCAUGAGGUGAGUGUGUGCAGGAUGUCCGGUGUUAAUUUUGUAAGGUGUGAGUGUGUAGAGAUGCAUUCCUGUGUUCUCUGUGCCGCGGUGUUUGCACUGUCCUUGCUUCGUUAUGAGGUAAAAAGAAAUCCAAUAAAAAGGAUCUAAUCAUGU